UUUGAUUGGACGGCUGUGAGUUUGUUUCAGACAUGGCCGAAACUACCGGAGAGGGAGCGCAAGGAGGAUCCUUUUUUAACAAAGAGAGAAUAAAAUACAGCCCCGAGGAGGAGGCCCGGCUCGAGAGGCAGCACUUCUGGAGAAUAAUCGAUGCUUUUAGAUUUUACAGGGUCCACGUCCAGGAGCAGGUGAAGCGUGCCGAGCGCCAGUUCCUGAGCCUCCCGCAGCGCCACCAGAACCUGCUGCCAAACGUCCUGUCCAACCUGGCCCGGAUCAGCCAGUGUGCGGACCACAACCAGGACAUCCUGCAGGCCAUCGUUCACAACAGCCUGCACAUGUUCGAGAACAUCGAGUACGGCGAGAGGGAGGAUCCACGGAAGGUGCGUCCCUCCACUACGUUCGACAUGGACAAGCUCAAGUCCACCAUAAAGCAGUUUGCCCGAGACUGGAGCGAGACGGGCCGCGCCGAGAGGGACACCUGCUACAAGCCCAUCAUCCAGGAGAUCCAGAGACUCUUCCCAAGUGACCAAUAUGAUGUGUCUAAGGUGAGCGUGCUGAUUCCGGGUGCCGGGCUCGGCCGCCUCGCCUGGGAGAUAGCGCGGCUGGGCUACAUCUGCCAGGGCAACGAAUGGAGCUUCUUCAUGCUCUUCUCUUCCAACUUUGUUCUCAAUAGGUGUGAGAAGGUGAACUCUCUGACCCUGUACCCCUGGAUCCACCAGUUUAGCAACAACAAGAAAUCCUCCGACCAAACCCGACCAAUCAUCUUCCCCGACAUCAACCCUCAGAGCUUACCGCUGGACGCAGACUUCUCCAUGGUAGCCGGAGACUUUGUGGAAGUCUACCGGGACUCAGAUUCCUGGGACUGCGUGGCGACUUGCUUCUUCAUCGACACGGCUCAUAACGUCAUUGAGUACGUGGAGACGAUCUGGAAGAUUCUUAAGCCCGGUGGAGUCUGGAUCAACCUGGGUCCGCUGCUGUACCACUUUGAGAACAUGGCCAAUGAGCUCUCAGUCGAGCUGAGCUACGAAGACAUCCGGACAGCCAUCGUUAACUUUGGCUUCCACAUAGAGGUGGAGAAACCGUCCGUUCAGACGACCUACACGGAGAACGACCGCUCCAUGUUGAGAUACAUCUACGACUGUGUUUUCUUCGUGGCACGAAAACCUGCAGAACUGUACUUCACCGAAGAAGAAGAAGACGAAGAAGACGACCAACAACAGAGUUCUCCGCCGGCCGCCAAGUCGCCGCGGCGAGAAGGUACCGACAUGCUGACGUGACAACAACAACAACAGAGGACUUAGAGAGGUCGUGCCACCGUUGACCAAGACUGACAAAAUGAGAAAGAGAGAGAGAGAGAGAGAGAGAGAAGUAAACGGAUACGGAAGGAAAAACUAAUCAUUGGACAUACAUUUUACAUUUUCCUUUUUCUUUUCUUUUCGUCACAUAUUUUUGACUGAGAAAUGAGUAAAAACCGCGCAGGCCCCGUGCUGUUUAGCACCUUUUUUUUAAAGAAAUAAAUCGUCCAACAGCUCUUCCUUGAACAGGUUGAACGUUGAACGAUAAGAAAAAGUCUUCGGGGGGAGAAACGGAAAACACACGAAGACUUCUUGCUGCAGCAUCACCUUUUUAUUAUCCCUUCUGUUGUCGUCCUCUCGACCAGGAAACUUAAUUAAUAAUGAUAUGUUUUAUUCAUACAGCGCUUCUCAAACACUCAGACACACACACGCACACACGUAUAUACACACACACACACACACACACGUAUAUACACACACACACACACACACACACACACACACACACACACACACACACACACACACACACACACACACACACACACACACACACACACACACAUACACACACACAUCUCCACCCAUGGGCAGAAAACUGCUAAGAAACAAUCUGUAGAUUCUGUUUGGGUCUGAUGAACACAGACAGACAGACACACACGUACACACACAAG
Perca fluviatilis (European perch) is the source of this 1969-nucleotide messenger RNA. RefSeq names its product carnosine N-methyltransferase 1 (gene carnmt1). Gene Ontology annotation, molecular function: S-adenosylmethionine-dependent methyltransferase activity. Bases 33 to 1277 code for a protein of 414 amino acids. The transcript is spliced from 8 exons. NCBI's taxonomy places the organism in Eukaryota, Metazoa, Chordata, Actinopteri, Perciformes, Percidae. The record is from RefSeq and is a predicted model, not a curated record.